Molecule: messenger RNA, 1059 nt
Organism: Trichechus manatus latirostris (Florida manatee)
Lineage: Eukaryota; Metazoa; Chordata; Mammalia; Sirenia; Trichechidae
Gene: NECAB2
Product: N-terminal EF-hand calcium binding protein 2
Exons: 13
Coding region: 1-1059 (352 amino acids)
Biological process (GO): regulation of amyloid precursor protein biosynthetic process
Cellular component (GO): cytoplasm
Molecular function (GO): calcium ion binding
Source: RefSeq, a predicted model, not a curated record
AUGGGCGAGCCUCGGGCACCGCUGGUCCCCGACGCCCCCAACGCCGACCCCCAGCCCGGCCCCGCCGCGUCGCGCGGGGGCACCGCCGUCAUCCUGGACAUCUUCCGCCGAGCGGACAAAAAUGAUGAUGGGAAGUUGUCAUUGGAGGAAUUCCAGCUCUUCUUUGCAGAUGGCGUUCUCAAUGAGAAAGAACUGGAGGAUCUCUUCCACACAAUUGACUCCGACAACACCAACCACGUGGACACCAAGGAGCUGUGUGAUUACUUUGUGGACCACAUGGGGGACUAUGAGGACGUCUUGGCCUCCCUGGAGACCCUAAACCACUCCGUCCUGAAGGCCAUGGGCUACACCAAAAAGGUGUAUGAGGGCGGGAGCAAUGUGGACCAGUUUGUGACCCGCUUCCUCCUGAAGGAGACGGCCAAUCAGAUCCAGUCGCUGCUCAGUUCUGUGGAGAGUGCAGUGGAGGCUAUAGAGGAGCAGACCAGCCAGAUCCGACAGAACCACAGCAAACCCAGCCAUGGCGUCACGGACACCUGGUAUGGAAACGCCACACCCCCAUAUGCCCCCAGCCACAGGCUCGUGGCCACUGAACAAGGGAAGAUGCUUCCGACUGUCACUGCCAACCCAAAGGAGGAGGGCCUGGAAGCCCAGGUGAGCCGGCUGGCAGAGCUGAUCGGGAGGCUGGAGAACAAGACCCUCUGGUUUGACCUGCAGCAGCGACUCUCAGAUGUCGAUGGCACCAACAUGCACCUGCAGCUGGUCCGGGAGGAGAUGGCCGUGUGCCCUGAGCAGCUGAGCGAGUUCCUAGAGUCGUUGCGGCAGUACCUGCGGGACACCGCCGGAGAGAGGAACUGCUUCCACAUCGCCGCCAUGAGGCUGUCCGAUGGCUUCACCUUUGUCGUCUAUGAGUUCUGGGAGACCGAGGAGGAGUGGAAGAGGCAUCUGCAGAGCCCGGCGUGCAAAGCAUUCCGGCACGCCAAGGUGGACACGCUGAGCCAGCCCGAGGCCCUGUCCAGGAUCUCCGUGCCAGCUGUUUGGUGCACGGUGGCCCGAGACUGA